Drosophila sulfurigaster albostrigata is the source of this 2717-nucleotide messenger RNA. It is a transcript of the gene Pcyt2, whose product is annotated as choline-phosphate cytidylyltransferase A. Gene Ontology annotation, molecular function: phosphatidylcholine binding; choline-phosphate cytidylyltransferase activity. Gene Ontology annotation, biological process: CDP-choline pathway. The coding region runs from base 356 to 2008 and encodes 550 amino acids. The record is from RefSeq and is a predicted model, not a curated record. The transcript has 4 exons. NCBI's taxonomy places the organism in Eukaryota, Metazoa, Arthropoda, Insecta, Diptera, Drosophilidae.
GGACGCAACAAUAGUUUAAAACAAUUGCUGCAAUUAAAAGAGCAGCACCAAAAACAAUAUAACCAAGUGAAGCAGCGACAAACGCUAGCAUACGCCACUCAGGCACAGUGCAAACUAAAGCAAAUUUUAAUUUUGUGGUGCGUCAUUUCGCGUUGAAAAAACUCAUAAUAUAAAAACGGAGCCACGAGCACUCAUCGAUUUUUAGCCGAAAAAAAUUGGAAGCUAAAUUUAAAGGAAAAGUUGAAAUUGCAGCAGCCGCAUUGCAAUUGACACAAGAAGACACCGAGUGUUGUAAAGUUCGAGAAAAGCAACAAAUCAGCAAAACUGCCGCGACCAUUGUACAAGAUUCGCUGCGAUGGCAACUUCAUCGAUAAUCGCCAAUAACACCAGCAACACAAUUAACGCGGGCUCCGCUGCCGCUGCCGUCAACGCUGCCACCGCCGCUGCCGUUGUAGUCACAUCGACACUGAGCACAAGGAAACGCACCUACGAGACAGCGAUUGCCAUGCCCGCCAUGGACUCCAAGCACCAGACGCUGACAACAACAUCAACGACCUCAUCAACCUCACGCACCUCAGCGAAAGCAUCGAAGGCAACAUCGAGCAGCAGCCUGGACGACGUGGUACUGGACAUUGCCGAGGAGCCACAGGCAGCAACCACAUUGCGCGAUUGCACGCGCACAAUCUCACAGAGCGAUGCCGAUGACGGCAACGAGGCGGCCACCUCACCCGACGACAUCCUGCCAUCCUCUGCCUCCGCUUCGACAGCAGCAGUUGCGAUGGGUGAUUAUCAUCUCAAUGGCUUGGGCGCCAGUGCCAAGCGUCAAUAUGUCCCACGUCCCCAAACACCUGCCGAAUUGGCGGCGGCGUCGUUAAACAGCCGUCAAACGUUCUACAGCAGCAGCGGCACAAGCGAUUUAGCGACUAUUUGCAAACCGGCGCCGUUCUCCUGCGAUGAGGAGGCCAUUCUGGAGCGCGAACGUUGCGAUUACACACACCGCAUCACCUAUCAGAUGGCACGCUCCGGGCAGACGGGUCGCCGGGUGCGCGUCUAUGCCGAUGGCAUCUAUGAUCUGUUCCAUCAGGGCCAUGCCAGGCAGCUGAUGCAGGCCAAGAACAUUUUCCCCAAUGUCUAUCUGAUUGUCGGCGUCUGCAACGAUGAGCUGACGCAUCGCAUGAAGGGACGCACUGUCAUGAAUGGCUUCGAGCGUUACGAAGGUGUUCGUCACUGUCGCUACGUCGACGAGAUUGUGCAGAAUGCUCCGUGGACGCUGUCGGAUGAGUUUAUCGCCGAUAACAAGAUUGACUUUGUGGCACACGAUGACAUUCCCUAUGGACACGACGGUCUGGAUGAUAUCUAUGGUCCACUGAAGGCACGCGGCAUGUUUGUGGCCACCGAGCGUACCGAGGGCGUUUCCACCUCGGACAUUGUGGCGCGCAUUGUCAAGGAUUAUGAUCUGUAUGUGCGUCGCAAUCUCGCACGUGGCUACUCCGCCAAGGAGCUUAACGUGUCGUUCCUAUCCGAGAAGAAGUUUCGUCUGCAGAACAAAAUGGAUGAACUCAAGUCGCGUGGCAAGCGCGAGUUGACCAAAGUCAAGGGCGACAUUAUCACCAAAUGGGAGGAGAAAUCUCGUGAAUUCAUUGACACAUUUCUGUUGCUCUUCGGUCGCGAACGUCUCAAUCACUUGUGGAACGAGUCAAAGGGCAAAUUAAUCCAGGCACUGAGUCCACCCGGCAGUCCGUCUGGUUCGGUUAAUGGCGAUGAUUUGGACGCGGAUGCCAACGAUUCGUCCGACGAGUACUUGGAGCUGCCCACGGAAUACAGCGGUGGCAGCAGUAGCUCACUGAAUGGGAAGAAACAACAUUCGACGUCGUCGCUGGCGCGGCGCAGCUAUCAGCAGACACGUUCAGGGGCAGCCUCUUCCUCCUCACCAGAUAACUACGAUAAUGAUGAUGAUGAUCAUGCUGCCGCCUUCGAUACAGAGUUCGUUGAACGGCGCAGUAAUUGAAUUAGUUGGGAAAACAACAGCAACAACAACUAAACCCUUUUUAGAUUUGGCUAGUCUAAAAGUUUCACGUCUUUCUCUAUCUCUGUCUGUCUCUUUAAGCUAAUUGUAUAUUUAUUAAAUUGUUUGUUCGGUGCGAAAAAAAAGAAAACAAAAACUUAAAACGAAAUGCAAUAUGGCACACACAAAGUUUGUUGUCGCCAUCUCCGGCAACACGAAAAAGAAGUAAUUGCAAUUUUCUAUAGCUGUAGCUCUAAAUGGUAUUUGUAAUCUGUUAGCUUUAGUUUGCACUAGCACUCGCUCCUAAUACCAAUUACCGAUCCCAGCCCGCCUCGAGAGAGUAGCCAAUUUAUUAGCCAAAUGGAGCAGCAUUCAUCAUUCACAACCAACAUGAAAGAAAGAAAAAAGAAAAGAAAAUCCAACGCAGAAGACUCAUUUUUUGUAUUAAGCCUUAAAGAUUGUGCGUGAAAGUAAAAGGAGCAAAAUAUAUAGAUAUAUUUAUAUUAAAUUAUUUCGCGUAACACCUUUAACUAUAAGUUCAACAACACAACACCAACAACUAAAAUACAUUAUUAAAUAAACAACAAUACACACAUUCGUAUCGUCAAAAAAUCCAAACAAAAACAAGAAAUGAAAAAAAUAUAAAUGCAAAAUACAGUUGCAAAAAUGCUUUGUUGAAUAUUUUUUGAAAAAUAAAAUUUGAAAGCAAAUA